AUGAAAUCCCUGAAUAUUGCGAGUGUGGACGCUGUAACGGAUUGUCCUACUGCUGACAUUCCAUCUGUUGAAGAGGCGUUCAUCCUACCGGACGCUCCAGUUCACAUGGAGAUAACUGACAUAGAUGCCUCAGACGGCAUUGUUGACCCUACCCAAAUGGAAGGCGAGUCACGGGCUCCUUGGCCAUUAAAGCAUAAGCGUAAGUGGGCAAGGAAAGCGCGCAAACCUUCCGCCCCCAAACCGGGUGGUGAUAAAACGCUCAAGAGGCAAGCGCUUGAGCUGGGAACACUACCUGGUGUUGCAGUUCCAUCAGUGAGACGAGGUACCGUCGCCUUCGAUCCCGUCGAUUCUUGUCAAACAACCAUGUGGCAUGGAUGGUGGAGCAUGUGGAGUAAAUACACCUCGUCGGGGCGAUUCUUACACAUAGCA
Messenger RNA from Dicrocoelium dendriticum, 429 nucleotides. NCBI's taxonomy places the organism in Eukaryota, Metazoa, Platyhelminthes, Trematoda, Plagiorchiida, Dicrocoeliidae. The record is from the annotation of a GenBank genome assembly.